Ictalurus furcatus (blue catfish) is the source of this 1022-nucleotide messenger RNA. RefSeq names its product inner mitochondrial membrane peptidase subunit 2 (gene immp2l). Gene Ontology annotation, molecular function: serine-type endopeptidase activity. Gene Ontology annotation, cellular component: mitochondrial inner membrane peptidase complex; membrane. Gene Ontology annotation, biological process: mitochondrial respiratory chain complex assembly. The record is from RefSeq and is a predicted model, not a curated record. Bases 39 to 386 code for a protein of 115 amino acids. The transcript is spliced from 4 exons. NCBI's taxonomy places the organism in Eukaryota, Metazoa, Chordata, Actinopteri, Siluriformes, Ictaluridae.
CGUGGCACCGGAGCGGCACGCGGAUCACAGUGUAGGACAUGGCUCAGACAGCAGGACUUGGACGGAAAUACUUGAAAGCAUUCGUGAGCGGAUUCUUUGUAGCCGUACCUGUCACAGUGACGGUGUUGGAUCGGCUCGCUUACGUGGCGCGGGUGGAAGGCGCGUCCAUGCAGCCCUCACUGAACCCUCAGGGAGCCUUGUCGUCUGACGUCGUACUUUUGAACCGCUGGAGCGUGAGGAACUAUGAGGUGCAGCGAGGGGAUAUCGUAUCAGUCGUGGUCGCAGGGGAACCUGGAGCCUAUCCCAGGGAGCAUCGGGCACAAGGCAGGGUACACCCUGGACAGGGUGCCAGUCCAUCGCAGGGCACAAUCAAGCUACACAUUUAAUAUGUAAAGUUGAUUUUGAAAAACAGAACAAAAUAGAAAUGUUCUUUCUCCUUUUAAAUGAGAGAUGAGAUAAUUCAUAAUGCAAUUUCAUGAAAAUCUAUUUUAUUUUAUUAUUUUUUUUAACGUAUUUGUUCUUUGAGAUACAAAUUAAAUAAUCUCUGUAUUUGCUCUGACAUAGACCAUCCCUAGAGUAAACCUCUUUAUAAAACCAUGGUUCUCAAAGUGGGGUCUAUGAAGCAUAACCCUAUGCAGUUUUCUAAUUUUAUUACAGCUGUGCAAAACACAACCCACCAUUAAUAAAGUUAUUAUGCUGUAAAUAAUGGUAACUAGAAUCUAAUGAGAAUUUUAUUAAAAAUGGGUUCUUUGGGUGAAAAGUCAAGAAAUGGAAAAAAAAACCCCACAAUUUUUUAGUAAAUAUUUUUGUACACAUUUAAAUGAUGUUUCUAAUGUUGAAAGACACCCUGACUGUAAAGCAUUUCAGAAUUGCUAUUAUAAAAAAAUAAAAUUACAUUAAAAAAAACAUUCCAGGUGAAAAUUGCUCAGAACUGUUUUUGGGGUUUUUUUCAUUAAAGAUUAUCAAGACAAUCAACAAGAAAUGUAAAAUAUUUCAAGCUAAAAAAUGUUAAUACUUGCUCU